Lachancea fermentati is the source of this 1173-nucleotide messenger RNA. Lineage: Eukaryota; Fungi; Ascomycota; Saccharomycetes; Saccharomycetales; Saccharomycetaceae. The record is from the annotation of a GenBank genome assembly.
AUGAGAAUUUUUUGGCUCAUAUCAGUCCUGGGUGCUGUCCUUAGCUUGCGUGGCGUGUUCGCAAAUGAUACUCAUACUAACAAUUGGGCGGUUCUGGUUUGCACCUCCAGAUUCUGGUUCAACUACAGACACAUGGCCAACGUAUUAAGCAUGUAUAGAACCGUGAAAAGGCUGGGAAUUCCGGAUUCGCAAAUUAUUCUGAUGUUGAGUGAUGAUGUCGCUUGCAAUUCAAGAAACCUUUUUCCUGGUAGUGUAUUCAACAAUGCUGAUAGGGCAAUCGAUCUUUACGGCGCAUCGGUGGAGGUAGAUUACAAAGGAUACGAAGUUACAGUUGAAAACUUCAUCCGACUUUUGACUGAUCGGUGGAGCAAAGAUCAGCCCAAAUCGAAACGAUUACUGACAGAUGAGAAUUCGAAUAUUUUCAUUUACAUGACAGGCCAUGGUGGCGAAGACUUCCUAAAAUUUCAAGAUGCUGAGGAGAUUUCCUCCUAUGACAUUGCUGAUGCCUUCGCUCAAAUGCAUGAAAAGAAGCGUUAUAAUGAAAUAUUCUUUAUGAUUGAUACCUGUCAGGCGAAUACCAUGUAUUCAAAGUUUUAUUCACCUAACGUGCUGGCUGUUGGUUCAAGUAGGCUUGAUGAAAGCUCCUACUCGCACCAUUCGGACGUUGAGAUUGGUGUAGCGGUAAUCGACAGAUUUACAUAUUACACUCUGGAAUUUAUGGAGAGCAUCGAGAAGAACUCUACCCUAACGUUGCAAGAUCUUUUCGAUUCCUACACCUUUGAUAAGGUUCAUUCACACGUCGGUGUCAGAACAGAUCUGUAUGAAAGAGACCCAUCUAAAGUUUUGGUCACCGACUUCUUCGGUAGUGUUCAAAAUAUUGUUUUGGAUGACAUUGAUCAAGCAGACAAUGCUUAUGAAGAUAGCCAGGAAUCACAAGAAUCGUCAGACCUACCCGAUCACAUUUUACAGCUAGCGAUAGAAAAGAGCAGAGAUGAAGUGACCUCUAAAAAAAACGAAUCAAAAGUCCACAUCAGAAAGGCUACAUUGGUGGACUAUGAAGACAGCAUAGCAGAAAUGUCCAAAGUAAGUCAUCACAAAAUGUUACUAGAAGUUCGGGUAUUUUUAAUCUUUAUGGGACUUCUCAUUGUUUACUAUUAUUCAAGAAAACGUUAA